Messenger RNA from Glycine soja, 3545 nucleotides. Its product is annotated as formin-like protein 11. Lineage: Eukaryota; Viridiplantae; Streptophyta; Magnoliopsida; Fabales; Fabaceae. Bases 590 to 3355 code for a protein of 921 amino acids. The record is from RefSeq and is a predicted model, not a curated record. The transcript is spliced from 4 exons. Gene Ontology annotation, molecular function: actin filament binding. Gene Ontology annotation, biological process: actin nucleation; actin cytoskeleton organization.
UGACUUUUUAUUUUUAGCUGCUAAAAAGUUUUAUCCAAACUUCAAAUUUUCAAGAGACCUUGCUUUUGAUGAAUGAUGAAUGAUGAAUCCUCAACUUAAGGCUAAAAAGGAAGAGGAUCUUAAAAGUGUUUAAUCACAACGAGCGGGAGAAAAGCCCAAUAACUUUGCUUUUUUUCUGACAAAACAACCUAAAAUAGCAGAUAAGACAAAAGAAUUAAGUCAAAGUGAAAGGAGGGAAAGGCUUUGCCUUUGCCAGUGUUAUGCUAUGCAUUAACAGUGGUGUUUGUUUUGUAGGGCAGAAUAGAAAUUUAGAAUUGAUUAUGGUGAGAAGAGAUAAGAGUGUAUGAACAGGGAAGUAAAGAAGGACCAGUACAACCACAACUGCCAGGUUCAGGGGUUCCUUGGAGUAGCAUUAAAGACACUGUUCCAGAUCUUCCCUCACACAUCACCACCCAAAUGGCAAUUCUUGAAAAACCAAUGCAACAACAAAAAGAAAAGAAAGCUAACUACUUCUUUUUAUAAGAGGAAAGCUGCAUUGAUGUCUUGAUGACUUUUAGUUGGAACAAGAACAAAAAAAAAAAAAAAACAAAUGGGGUGUGGUGGUUCUGAGCAUGUUACCAUGAUCUUUAUCAUCACCAUCUUGAUCCUCCUAUCAUCACAAAGCACCAACAUUUUGACUGUGGCUGGUUCUGUAUUCAAUGCAGUUGGAAACUUCCAGGUUCAUGGCCUACCAGAGAUGUAUUUCAUUGAAGAGAAUGAUGAAAAGCUGGUUAAGAAAAUCUCAGGAAUAGAUGAGAAUGAAAAGAAGCAAGCCUUAAUAGUGGAGAAGUUUAGAUCCUUGCUUGGACUCAAGAGUUUCCACACCAAAGUACCAUUCAACGGUGAUUUGGAGUUUCUCUCUCCCUCACCUUCUCCAUCACCUAUCAUUGAAGAAACUCAGGCUCCAGCUCCUUCUCCUUCUCCUCUUCCACACGUGCACCAUCAUUCACACCAUCCACCACAUCAUAAGAAUCCAUCACUUCACCAAACUCAUCAUGAAGAUAGAGGCAGGGCUAAGAGAAUACUAAUAGCUGUUCUUGUAUCUGCUGGAGUUGCUAUAUUGAUUGGUGCUUGUGGGCUAUUCUUGGUGUGGAGGAAAUUCUCAAAUCAUACAAAGAAAACCAAAAGGACAAUGCCACUAUAUAAUAGCAAGAGCAAAGGAAGUGGAGGUGUUUAUCAAAGUUCAUCAAGCAAGGUAAGUUUAAACUCUGAACUAGAUCUGUUUUAUCUUAAUGCUUUAGGUGAGGACAUAGAGCAACACUCUUGCAGCUUCAAAAAGACUCGCGAGGAUGGUUUAGAAUAUGAUAUUGUUAGCGGUUCUUCCACGAAGGAUAUUGCAUCUGUUCAUGAAGAUGAGGAAGCAGUUAAAGGUGAAGGUGAAGGUGAAGGUGAAUCUGAUGGCGGCAACUCUUCUUCUGGGGAUAAAAUUAUCCCUAAAGAUUGUCAUUCAUCAGACAAUGAAAGUUUUCAUUCCUUUGUUAAUGAUUCACACUCAAAUAGUAAUAGACUCUCCAAUGCUUCCGCUUGUAGUCUUAGUGACACAAACUCUCUGUCCCGUCAAAAUUCAAGUUCAUUACCAAACCCACAAUUUCCUAGUUCUCAACAUAACUUAAUGUCAAAUAUACAACCUCACCAAUCACCAAAUAGUGCAAAACAUGAUCAAGAGAAAGAGAUUGAAACCUCUCUCCAAUGUCCAAAGACAUUCACUUCCCCUCCACCUCCUCCACCACCACCACCACCUCCACCAUUGCGAAUGCCAUUAUUUUCUUUGCAUUCUCUCACUUCUUCAUCUAGACUCUCCUCUCACUCCCCACUUUCCUUGACAUCUAAUAAUUUAUCAUCCCUGGUAAAUUCAGACACUUCCUCGUGUUCAAAUCAAAGUCCAGAAAAGGAGUUGCCUUCUCCAAAUAGACCUUACCCUACACAAUCUCCUCCCAACAUUCCCCCACCACCAUGUCCACCUCCAUUUCUUAAGGGCAAUAGUGUCAAAACCCCACCUCCUCCACCUUCUCAACUCCCUCAAUUUACCCCUCUUGGUAAAGAUGGUGCACCAUUGCCAAAACUCAAACCACUUCACUGGGACAAAGUCAGAGCUGCACCAAAUCGCACAAUGGUUUGGGACAAGCUACGGUCAAGUUCAUUCGAGUUGGACGAGGAAAUGAUCGAGUCUCUAUUUGGUUACAAUUUGCAAAAUUCAAUUAAGAAUGACGAAGCAAAGAGUAAAACCCCGUCUCCAGGCAAGCAUGUACUUGAGCCAAAACGCCUGCAGAACAUAACUAUACUCUCCAAAGCUCUGAAUGCAACAGCUGAGCAUGUCUGCGAGGCCUUAAUGCAAGGGAAGGGGUUGUCUUUGCCCCAACUAGAGGCACUAGUGAAAAUGGUACCCACCAAGGAGGAAGAGUCCAAGCUCUUCAAUUAUAAAGGUGACAUCAAUGAAUUGGGGUCCGCCGAAAGGUUCGUGAGGGCAAUGCUCGAUGUGCCAUUUGCCUUUCAAAGAGUAGAAGGCAUGCUUUUCAGAGAAACAUUUGACGAUGAAGUAGUUCACCUCAGGAACUCAUUUUCAAUGCUUGAGGAAGCAUGCAAGGAACUAAGAUCAAGCAGGCUCUUCUUGAAGUUACUAGAAGCAGUGCUCAAAACGGGAAACCGAAUGAACGUUGGAACAACCAGAGGAGGUGCUAGAGCAUUUAAACUCGAUGCACUUCUCAAGCUUGCAGAUGUUAAGGGAACUGAUGGGAAAACCACGUUGCUCCAUUUCGUUGUUCAGGAGAUUGUUCGUUCUGAAGGAAUAAGAGUUUCAGACAGCAUUAUGGGGAAAAUCAGCCAAAGAAGUAAGAACAGAACGGAGGAAGAGAAGGAAGAAGAUUACAAAAGGAUGGGACUAGAACUUGUUUCUGGUCUCAGCACUGAGUUAUACAACGUGAAAAAAACAGCUACCAUUGACUUGGACGUUCUUGCAAGCUCUGUGUCAAACCUAUCAGAAGGAAUGAACAAGCUGCAACAUCUAGUGGAUAAGGAGUUGCAUAAGGACGAGAGAAGCAUGAACUUUGUGCAGUGUAUGAAGUCAUUCCUUAACUAUGCUGAUGGAAACUUGAAGGAGUUGCGUGGAGAUGAAGAUAUAGUGUUGGCACGCGUGAAAGAAAUUACGGAGUAUUUUCAUGGGGAUGUGAUCAGCAAAGAAGAUGCAAACCCACUUAGGAUAUUUGUGAUUGUGAGAGAUUUUCUGGGGAGUUUAGAUAAUGUGUGUAAAGAACUUAGAAGGUCUAAAGCUCCACGUAGCCUGAACCCUCUUGCUAUUCUCCCUUUAGAUAGAUCCUAGAUAGACUAGAAUUAAACACUGUCUCGUGUGUUCAUAGGAAUUGAUAAAAUUUUAAACGAAUUGAGUGUAACUUUAUUUUGAUUUUUUGUGGAGUUUUGGAGUAUGUGGAUUUUGUAUUCUCUGACUUUGCUAAUCAUAUGGAACUAUUCGUUUGAUUAAAACUUUUCCCCUCUUCUUAGGGAAUGAUUAA